UGAAACUGCAGUAAACCAGUCAUUUCCUAUCGUGAUACUGACACAUAUACAUUUUACUCCCGGUUUACACGUUGUAUUACGGUAAAACAUGGACGGUCUAUGUUAGAGCUGCCAGUGAAGCCUCACUGUUGGGAUAACAGAGUGUUUUCUGGUUUGUAUUACAUCAGUAUUCAUGAUGAUAACUCCUGCGUUUGACCUGAGUCAAGAUCCCGACUAUCUGAUCCUCAACAUCCGUGUGCCCUACACCAGAACAUCGGAGUUUGACCUUUACAUUGAUGGGACAGAUUUCAAAUUCUAUGCCAAGCCCUACUUUCUCAGAUUGUCUCUUCCUGGAAGAAUAGUUGAGGAUGGGAGAGAAAGGGCUAAAUUUGACAUUGAUAAAGGACUCUUUACUCUUCAAGUCCCCAAGGAAACAGCUGGAGAGCACUUUGAAGGACUUCAGAUGCUGACAAGUCUCCUCGCCCCAAAAGGCUCCCGUUCAGCCAAACCACUUGUAGAGGAGUUAAGCACAGGGUGCAGUGAAAGUGCGGGAGAUGAUGAAGGUGAAGAUGAGGAUGAAUUUGACUGGGAGGUUGAGCAGGAGGCGUACAAGGAGAGCUCCGAGGAGGAGCUGAGAGCCAUGCAGACAUACGGCUUUGGCAAUCAGAGGUCUGGAGUGUUUGCCAGAUUACAGGAGGAACUGAGCGAUGUGAUUGAUGUCAAGAACCCAGAAGGAACGUCAGCAGCAGAGAGAAGGCAGGCACGGCUGGACGCAGAGGCAUCUGCUUUUUCUCCCGACCAUUACCUGGCUGAUUUGUUUGAGGAUGAAGAGAUUAAGGGGCUGCUGAGGUUUACUCCAUGGUGGGCGAAGCUGAGUCCUUCCGCAGAGCAGGAGGGAGAAGCUGCUGUGUCAUUCAUCGACGACGAGAAGGAGCAGCUGAGAAAGUUCACCAACCGCUCGUACCUGCUAGACAAGACAUCUCGCAAUCAAGUGUGGCUCGGCCUUGUGGACAUCCUGCUGGCUUAUUGCUAUGAAGUGCGCUCUACAGAGGGAGAGCACAAUGUCGAGUCAUCGUGGACUAUCAGAAAAGUCAGCGGGACUCUCUGCUGGCUCGAGAUGUACAGCUCCUUGCAAGAUGUCCUGGCAUCAUUUGGACGGAGGGUUUUGUGCUACCCACUCUACAGACACUUUGACAUGGUCUCUGCAUCCAUUCAUGACACAUUUAAGAUUUUGCAAGCAGGGAAAGCCUGUGUCCUCAAAUGCCUGUUGGAUAUCCACAAAGUCUUCAGAGAGAACGACCCGGCCUACAUACUGAACGAUCUGUACAUCACAGACUACUGCGUCUGGAUCCAGAGGGUCAAGUCCAAGAAGAUGACAUCCUUGGCCGCAGUGUUACAAAACGCCUCCCUGCAGAAAAAAGACUUGGGGCUGGAACUUGAAGAGCUAGAGGAGGCAGCAAGAAUGGUGGCAGUGGAGGAAGAAGGAGAAGAGAAGGGCGCUCUGGUAUCCUGCAGUGACAGCAGCAGUGCUUCCAGUGACAGCAGCAGCAGCAGCAACUCAUCUGAUGAGAGUGAGGAAUCUGAGGCUGAAGGGCAAGACUGCACCGACUCAAACGAGGGGGGAGGAGAAGGAGGAGGAGAGAUGUGGAAGGACAACCCUCCACAUCCCCAACCCAGCUUCGCUGCUUCUCCCAUCCCCCAGGAGCCCACGAGCGCACCCUUCUCAGCGGAGAAAGUGGACACCCUCCCCUCAGCCUCAGAAAGCUGCAGACAGCUGAUCCAGGAGCUGGGGGAACGAGUGGCAGAGGAGUUGAACAUUUCCCAAGAUUCCAGCUGCAAAGCAGAAAGAAGCUGUUCACAGCCCAGCCGCUUUGCGGAAAACACUGAAGCAACAUCUGGGAGGAGCAGCAGUGGGACUCUGUUAGAGCCGAGUACGCCCAGGAACCCUCUGCUCAUCGUCCAAAUGCAGGAAGAUCUCGAUGACAGCAACUUCAUCUCCUGACAGAAUAUGUUGUGGAACCUGAAAGCCACUUUAUAAACUGUUAACCCUGUGUAAGUGAUGUAAGUGUGCAACUGUUUAGUUUUUAAUGAUUUCAUUUCUGUGUAAUUUGUACUCAAACCCUCUUCUAAAGGAUAUUAUUUUACAUAAUGAAUGGUAUUUUCUUAAUUUAUGAACAUGGUAUGCCUGAAUAAAUUCUUUAAUUUCAUACAU
Messenger RNA from Scatophagus argus, 2191 nucleotides. It is a transcript of the gene shq1, whose product is annotated as SHQ1, H/ACA ribonucleoprotein assembly factor. Gene Ontology annotation, biological process: box H/ACA snoRNP assembly. The record is from RefSeq and is a predicted model, not a curated record. Bases 173 to 1981 code for a protein of 602 amino acids. NCBI's taxonomy places the organism in Eukaryota, Metazoa, Chordata, Actinopteri, Scatophagidae. The transcript is spliced from 12 exons. Gene Ontology annotation, cellular component: cytoplasm; nucleoplasm.